This is a messenger RNA of Paramecium sonneborni, 3473 nucleotides long. Lineage: Eukaryota; Ciliophora; Oligohymenophorea; Peniculida; Parameciidae. The record is from the annotation of a GenBank genome assembly.
AUGUUUCAUAUAAGUUAAUUUAUCCUACUGGGAUAUUGUUAUGGUUAGAUUUUGUACUUAGAGAAUUUUGUAGGUGAUGACUUUAUUGAUUCUUAAGGUAAUUACUUAAUUUAAGUUAGGAUGGUUUGUAAGUGGAGAAAAUAAAUAAAUUUCUUAUUGUGGUUUAACAAAAUUAUUUGGAGGUUAUAAAGCAUUUGGAAUAGAUGCAAAGAUUACAAAAUUAAUUUAAUUACCUCCUCAUUAUGCAGUAAAGAUUGAAUUUGAAUUAUGGAAGUAAUAUUAAGAAAUAAAAUAUAGAAUAGAUUAUUGGAAUUUGGAUGAUUAUUAUUUCCUAUAUUUAGAUUAAAAGUUAGUUAUCUAAAGCAAUUUUUAAUCUAUAAGUACAUCAUAAAUUAUGUGUGGAGCUCCUUUUGCAGGUCCAAAUUGGAAAGAAAAAAAGUAAGCAAUAAGUAUUAAUGAGUAUCACAAUUAAGAAACAAUUGUAAUUUUAAUGACUACAAAUAUAGAUGAACCAUCUGAUAUAGUAUAUAUGUUAUAUAUUAAAGAAAUCUUGGGGUAUUAGAGAUUUUAGAUUAUACAUAUUUAAAUGUCCAUCUGGAUGUAUUACAUGUAUAUAAAGUGAUUCUAGAACAGAAUGCAUUUAUUGGAUUAUGAUUAAUAAUAGUUUAUCAAGAGAUGAUAAUAGUCAAUUGAAAAUAGAAGGUUGGAUAAUUAAUUAUGGAUUCAAAUAAUAGAGUACAUGUCUAUGUAUUUAAUAAUGUUAUAAUUUAUGAUAGCUAUUCCAAUUUUAGGUGGAUACAAUUUAGUAGGUAGAAAUAGUAUAAUUAUGAAGUAAAUUGAUUUACCAGUUCAUAGUUUAGUAAAAAUAAAAUAUCGGUUUAUUUUUAUUGAUUAAUGGAAUUCAGAAUAUGCAUAAUUAUAUAUUGAUAAUUAAUUAAUGUGGAAUUAUGUUCAUACAUCUAUGAAUAAAGAUACUAAUUUAUGUGGGGAUUAAUUAUAUGGUGAAACUUUCUUAAAUCAUGAAAUUACUAUAAAACAUAUAAAUCCAUAAAUAGAAAUUAAAUUUACAUCUACAUUAUUAAAUGAAUAUUCAAUAUCAUCUUUUGGAAUAAGAGAUUUCUAAUUAUUUAUAUGUAUAAUUAUAUAUAUAAUAUUUAGCUUGUUAAUUUGGAUAUUCUUUCGAUUAAUCAUGUGGAAGUUAAUGUGGUAAUGGAUAUAAAGAAGGAUUUGAAUAAUGUGAUGAUGGUAAUAUAUAUCCAUUUGAUGGAUGUUUUAAUUGUUAAUAUUAAUGUGUUCAAGGUUGUUCUAAUUGUAUAGAUGGUAUUUGUAUUGAAUGUUAAAUUGGAUGGAUUUUUAAUAUUAUUUAAUUUUAAUGCGAACCUUUAUGUGGAGAUAAUAUAAUAACACAAAUAGAAGAAUGUGAUAAUUAUUUAGAUUCAUCAAAUUUAUAAUAAUAUGGAUGCAAUUAGUGCAAAUUCUCAUGUUAACAACAAUGUAAAGAUUGUUAAUUUGGUAAGUGUUAUGAUUGUCAUUCUGGAUGGAUAUUAGAUAUUGAUUAAUGUGUUUAUUCUGAAAAUCAAACAUCUGAAUCUAAUAAAGAUUAUUAAUAUCAAUGUUAAUUUGGUUAUUAAUAUAUUAAUUAUUAAUGUGAACCAGUUUGUGGUGAUGGUAUUUUAAUACCUGAUGAAAUUUGUGAAUUACAUUUAUAAUAUCAAAAUUAAGAAUGCUACAAUUGUUUAUAUCUAUGCUCAUCUAAUUGUGAAAUUUGUAUUUAAGGAAUAUGUCAUUAAUGUCAAUAUGGAUAUUAAUUAGAUAUAAGUAAUUAAUUAUGUCUUGAAAUUUGUGGUAAUGGUAUUGUAACCAAAAAUGAAGAAUGUGAUGAUUUUAAUAAUCAAAAUUCUGAUGGAUGUUCAAAUAACUGUCUUAUUGAAUCCAAUUAAAUAUGCAAAAAUUUUGAUUAUUCAUUUACUGAAUGUAGUUAUGAAAAAUAUCCAUCAUUCAAACUGUCAUUAAUUAAAACAUAUUAUUAAUUUCAGUAUGUUUCAAUACAUUUUGAUUAACAACUCUAAUAUUAUAAAUCAAAUUAAUAUUCACAAAAAAUAAUAAUUAAUCUAUUAAAUGUAGAAUAAGGACUCUUUAAUUUAAAUUUAAUUCCUAUUUAAGAACCAUUCUCAACAAUCUCAGAUGUUAAAUAUGAAAUUGAAAUUUAAAUAAAUACAAUAUAAACUACACCACCUCUACUUGAAAUCAUCCUUGAAGAUUAACUUUAUAAUUAAAAUGGGGCUCCUCUUUUAAAUUUAAAAAAUAGCAUUAAACUUAAUCCCCCUGAGUACAUAGAUGAUCACACAAAAUAAACUGCUACAUUACUAUAAAAUAUUGCUAAAUAUACAAUCAUUUCUAUGGCAAGCUCAGGAAUUAUUACUUUUUGCUUUUGUAGUUCCUCUUUACUUUCAGAAACUAUUUAAACAUUACAAUAAUAAUCAUAUCAUCGGUUUAUUAAUGUUAUAUUCCCUCUUAAUUUAUUUAUUUUCUUUGAAUCUACUAAUUUGAUAUCUCUCGAUUUCAUUUUAGAUAAAAUUCAAUUUAAAUCAUAUCUAUUUUACCUAAUUUAAGAAGAUUACAUAGAAUCUUAUCAAAAAUUUUAAUUCUAUCAAAUUAACUCUAAUAUUCUAAGUAAUAUCUAAACACAAAUAUUCUUAAUUCUUAUACUCAUGUUUACCUAUUAUUCAAGUAUUUUUAUCAUAAACUUUCUUUAAAAAUUAAACCAAUCAAAAUAUUUUUAUUUUGGUUUCUCUUUUGCCAUAUUUUUAAUCAAAACCUAAAAGUCCCUUUUAAAGUACAAAAAACAAAUCUAAAAUAAAGGAUUUUAAGAAUUUUUAAAUACUAAUAGUUGGGAUAUGCUAUUUAUGGCUUUUCUUUAAAUACAAAAAUAAACUUAAAAUAUUUUUACUAAUCUUAUUUCUUACCUAAUAUUUUACUUAAUCUUAUUGUUUUCAUCAAAUAUUUUUAAUAAAACUGGUAGAUCAUUUAAAAAAUCAUGGAUUUCAAGAAAUUAAAAUAUUUUAUUAAUCAAAAAAACCUUUUUUAUUGGAAUAUUAGUCUUAUUUCAGCAUAAUUAAUAAAUUUAAACAAUAUUAUUGACAUUUGUUUGCUAAUUUUAUCUAAUUUAUCUUUUUAUUUUUAAACCUUUUGAGAAUAAAUAUCAUUGUAUCAACACUUUUGCCCUAGAAAUUGCAUCAUUUAUAUUUUGUUUUUCCUCUUUCAUCUAUUGGAAUGAGUUUUAUGCUAAAAUUAAUUACAACAUUCUUAUAAUAUUUGCUUGGUUUCAAAUUGGAAUUUUAUUGUCAGUCUUAUUUAUAAAUUUUGUAUUAUAAUUAAUCAUUAUCUGCUUUGAUAUUCAAAAAAUUGUAUAGAAAAAAUUUGCUAAAUAAAGUUCAAAGAAUACUCAUUCAAAUUUAUUUUAUAAAGUCUGA